AUGUACGCUACACGACAUGGGGACUCUGUGGACCCUGUGAAAUUCCCAUUUCCCAUUGUGCACCGUGGCGUCCCGACUUCCCCAAACGCGCCCUAUGGUUGCCAUGUCUGGUCCGUUGCUGCGUCCAUUGUUCGCUUCCAGCUUUACCGACAGCGUCUACGGCGUCCGUGA
This is a messenger RNA of Phytophthora nicotianae INRA-310, 171 nucleotides long. RefSeq lists its product as hypothetical. Bases 1 to 171 code for a protein of 56 amino acids. The transcript has a single exon. The record is from RefSeq and is a predicted model, not a curated record. NCBI's taxonomy places the organism in Eukaryota, Oomycota, Peronosporomycetes, Peronosporales, Peronosporaceae.